CUGUUCGGCCUUUUCAGCUGAGCGUGUCCGUCCGGCUGCACUGACAUCCAGCGCCUCCUCGAACACCGACACAAUCUGACAAAAUGAUCAUCUACAAGGACAUCAUCUCCGGAGAUGAGAUGUUCUCGGACAUCUACAAAAUCAAAGAGUCUGAAAACGGAAUAAUGAUCGAAGUCGAGGGAAAGAUGGUCACCAGAUCAGAGGGCAACAUCGAGGAUUCGCUGAUCGGCGGCAACGCGUCCUCAGAGGUCCAGGCCGAGACCUGCGACUCGACAACAGUCAGCGGCGUGGACAUCGUCCUCAACCACAAGCUCCAGGAAACCAGCUAUGACAAGAAGUCUUAUGCAGUCUACAUCAAGGACUACAUGAAGACGCUGAGGGCCAAACUGGAGGAAAGGUCUCCUGAGCGGGUACAGCCUUUCAUGGUUAACGUUCAAGCUGAGGUCAAGAAAAUUCUAGGCAACAUCAAGAACUUCCAGUUUUUCACAGGUGAAUCCAUGAACGUGGACGGCAUGGUCGGUCUGCUCGACUUCCGCGAGGACGGAUUGACGCCGUACAUGCUCUUCUUCAAAGACGGGCUCGAGAUUGAGAAAUGCUAAACUCCCCUGCUCAUGUCCCUGACUGCUUCUCCUCAUCAGCGGGUGGCCGUGAAAGCUUUUUGGAUCAGAUCACUCAUUCCUCUCAACACCAUCAGGAUCAGGACCAGAGGCUCUUUUAAACCUCAUCCCUCCUCCUCCUCUUCCUCGUGCACGGCCACCGCUUCGAUUCCUCUAUCCGUGUCCAUGCAGAAGAACUCAAAACCCCUCCGCACGCCAGCUCGGUGGGGGUGAACAGUAUUUUAGUGAGCUGGAUCACACCAGAGAGCUUUGCAUUGUCAGGGGAAGACAUGAUGCAGUUCACAUCAGGCUUUAUUUUUUAAUUUAAACACAGUUUUGACUGCCUGGGAAUUGGUUUUGCUGUGUGCAUGUCAGCGCUCAGAUGGCAGUUGUACAGGUAUUAUUCUCUCUCCCCCACCCCUCCCCCCCACCCACUCAUCAUCUCCAAAUCAUGGGAUUGUAAAGGAUUUCUUGGCACUAUUUGUCAAAUAAAUAGUCAAGCUGCUGGCUAAAGGUG
Neoarius graeffei (lesser salmon catfish) is the source of this 1113-nucleotide messenger RNA. RefSeq names its product tumor protein, translationally-controlled 1 (gene tpt1). Gene Ontology annotation, cellular component: cytoplasm. The record is from RefSeq and is a predicted model, not a curated record. Gene Ontology annotation, molecular function: calcium ion binding. NCBI's taxonomy places the organism in Eukaryota, Metazoa, Chordata, Actinopteri, Siluriformes, Ariidae. The coding region runs from base 84 to 599 and encodes 171 amino acids. The transcript has 6 exons.